This is a messenger RNA of Linum trigynum, 2708 nucleotides long. NCBI's taxonomy places the organism in Eukaryota, Viridiplantae, Streptophyta, Magnoliopsida, Malpighiales, Linaceae. The record is from the annotation of a GenBank genome assembly.
CCUAGUCAGGUUCAGAGAAAAAACAUAACUAAAAUACCCGAUACACUCAUACACUCAUACCCCUGUGCUUCCUAAAAUACCCUUUUCAAUGCAAUUAACCCUAGCUAAACCUCUCUCACCCUCGGCUCACCCUUUCCCUUUAGAUUAACUUAAAACUAAAAUUUAUGGAACCAAAAUCCUAUUCUCGGAUUGAAUUAAGUUUUUCAGUUUCCUUUUAGUUUUGGUUGAUUGAAGGAAGAGGAAAAGUUUAAUUUGAUCUUUGCUUUCGUUAAACGUUUUUUCUGUUUGGUUGGAAUCCCAGCAGAACUAGUAAGAGAAUGAACUGACUGUAUUGUGGUAUGGAUUUCUUUAGCUUCGUUUCUGUUUGUUUGCAAGCUUGGAAUCCCGGCCAGCUGAGAAGCUCCUCCGGGGACUGGAAACACUUGCCUCCUGACUUUGUUGGUCCGGCGGUCCAUGCAAUCAAUUUUCCUCCGGCGAGAAGUAAAUAACCAAUUAAUGGCCUCAUUGGUCCGUUUAUUUAGGUUUUAAUACAUCAGUUAUGUUAUUUGAUGUUAUUGGGUCUUUAAUGAUCCGUUACAAGUGAUUAAUGAGUCACUAAAGCUGUCCUUUUAUGGCGCUUUACAACCUUUAUGGUUGGUUUAUAUAUCAAAUUACGGGAUAGAAAGAAUUAAUUUCUGACGUCUUUAAUGAUCCGUUACAAGUGAUUAAUGAGUCACUAAAGAUGUCCUUUUAUGGCGCUUUACAACCUUUAUGGUUGGUUUAUAUAUCAAAUUAUGGGAUAGAAAGAAUUAAUUUCUGACGUUCAUAAUUAAUUUCUGACUUUCAGAAUUAAUUAAUUUAUUGGGCUAGUGCAGUAAAACAAAUCCAGUGUCUAUUUUAUGGUUGGGAUUUGAAAUAUGGAGGAAUUGGAUGAUUAAUUAAGGAAUUUAGUAACAUUUCCGUCUUUGUCCAUUUUUCAUAUUAAUUGGGACCAAUGGAUAAUUAUGAAAUUAAUUGUUACCAUAUUAAUUGUAUUCAUAUUCUUUCUUCAUAUGGCAAUGCCUCAAAGUCAUACUUCCCACAGUAGUGGCCCAUCAAACUCGUGGAGUAAACUGCCUUAACCGAUGGCCUGUCUGCUGGAGACAUCGAGAAAGCAUUGAACUUUUAUUAUUCAGAUGCCCCUUAGCCAUCAGAUUGUGGACUUUAGUGGGAUUGAGCAACUUUAUUGAGACCGCCCAGACUGUUAACUUUAGUCUAUGGUGGCGACAUGUCAUGGUCUCCGAGACCUCCCCAUUCCACAUUCUCCAAUGCGUCUGUUUACUUUGGAGAAUCUGGAAGUCUAAAAAUAAAGUGACCUUUGAAUUUAUCCAACCUCAUGUCCGUACCCUAGCCAGACAGUUCUACAACCAGGUCCUCGAAAUCUCCAAUCUUCUUCUUCCCCCUCCUCCCCGCCGCUCUCUACUUCGAAUCCUUCCUGCCACCACUUGGGUCUCUCCACCAGAAGGCUUUUUGAAGAUCAACGUCGACACAGCUGUUUGUGCCUCCGGGUGUUCGUAUGAGCUUAUUAUCCGUGGGUCAGACGGGCAUGUGAUGUUGGCGUUCGGGUUGCAACAUCAAGGGAUAUUGCUUGGCCCACGAGAUAGUCGAAGGUGACUGCGAAGUGGUCGUCAACCAAGUCCGUCAAGGCGUCUUAGAAGACUCGAUUGGUGGUCCGGUGUUACGAGAUUGUCUUUUGAUCCUUAGCUCUUUGUCUGUUUGUAUAGAGUUUAGGGCGGUACCUAGAUCCGCCAUCAGUGCUACCCAUAGAGUGGCGCGUAAAGCACUGCUUUUGUCUCGUGUAGAGCUAGAAUCUUUUGAUUUUUGGGGUGGCUUCUUUAGAGUCUUUUAGGGGUCCUGGGUAGAAUUGUAAGCUUAACUAUUAUUUUCCAUUGAUAUCACUCAGAAAUAAUAAUAAAAAAUCCAAGCCGCCGCAAACUCCAUCCCACCUCCAUCGUGUAAGACCCAACCGCAAAUCACCGGCGUGAGUAGAGGUAAGAAGAAGUGCUCCGCCAUCUCUCGCCACCUCCCCCCGCCGCAAUCGCGUUGUCGUUCCGUUGCCCCCAGCUCGUCCGAUCGCGUCCCAGGAGGUAAGAAUGGCGACACUGACUUUCCUUUCCAAUCCCAGGUCGAGCUUUAGCUGACCGAUUCAUGGUUUCAUCAUAAUGUCAACAGCGGCGACGGGAGGAACGUAGACGCCAGCCGCCGAACUCAUCCUCUCUCCGAUCGACCCAACCAACACUCUCAAAUUCAGUCAUUCUCCUUGAACUCCAAUGGUAAUGAUCUCGAUCCCAACUUGUCUCCAAGCUCGGUUUAAGCCUUGAAUAACCCAAAGCAUGUAUAUUUGAUCCUAGCUUCGACGUCGACGUUGCGGGGGGGUUGAACGACGUUCAAGCAAAGGGAGACCUACGCUCGGGAUCAUCAAAUACUGAUGUGGAGUCGUGUUGGGGUAAGUUAUCGAAUCCUCGACGUUUAACAUGAAUCAAAUAAGGAUAUAUGCGUUCAUGCCUGUUCAGGAGUUUUAGCGACGGGAUUUAAAGGGCUUUAGUGACGGAUUUCGAGCCGUCACUAAAACUUCUGGGAAUUUCCAGAUCAGCCCCCUUAGAUUUAAAUGCAAUUGAUUUGGUCCCUGAACUUUGGUAUUUUACCAGAAUCGCCCCAAAGUUGUUAUUUGAUAAAAUUGAUUCUUACAU